AUGUUGUCGGCCUUCACGGCCAGCCCUCUUGUCAAGCUCAAGCAGCGUGACAAGUCGAGGAUCGAGUCCUUCCUAGCAUACGGUGAUCGAUUACUUGUGGGACUAAAUACGGGCACUCUGCGAAUAUACCGUAUCAAUGAAUCAGAAAACGCGCAAAAUGAAAACGAGGGUGCCAAUACAAAUGGGGAGGGAGGGCUAGGAACCAGCGGCAGAAGCUACAGCGGCAAGCGGGACAGGGCAACUUCGGAGAGCGUGGACGUAUCGAAAGUAAAACCUACAGAUCUGCUUCGAGAGCAGGAGAAGUUUUCACGACAUAAAAUAGAGCAGUUGGCUAUUAUUAAAGAGGCGGGGAUUCUAAUAUCAUUAUCGAAUGGAUGCGUUUCUAUCCAUGACCUCCAGACCUAUGAGUUGCAACAACAGUUGACGAGAACAAAGGGGGCAACUGCAUUUGCUGUUGCCUCUAACAUCAUCAAGGACCCCAGCACAGGUGUGCCAUCGAUAGUUUCCAGGCUUGCCGUGGCGGUUAAGAGAAAGCUGAUGCUAUGGAUGUGGCUGGAUAUGGAACUUGAGGAUGAUACGACAGAAAUCACCUUGGCAAGUGGAAUUAAGACUUUAACGUGGGCAAACGGCACAAAACUCGUUGCGGGGCUUAGUUCGAGCUAUGUAAUGGUCGAUGUGGAAUCUUUGAAAGUAACUGAUAUCUUAGGGCCCGGAAGUAUUGGCGGACCUGGAGGACAAGAGACGGGCCGACUCGGGGUGGGAGUUGCGAGCAUGAGCUACAUUGGCAUGGGGGGUGCUGCACCAAAGCCCUUAGCGACGAGACUGAGUGAUGGAGAAAUCCUGUUGGCGAAGGACGUCAAUACACACUUUAUCGAUACUGACGGUAACUCGCUGGGCAGAAGGCAAAUUCCAUGGACUACGGCCCCGGAAGCUGUGGGUUACUCCUAUCCAUAUCUUUUAGCAUUGCAAGAGCCUUCAAAGGGAACACUGGAGGUCCGAAACCCAGAAACACUAUCCCUACUUCAAUCAAUUUCCCUACCGUCAGCAAGCAUGCUACAUAUACCACAGCCCACAAUAAGCCUAGCACAUGCGGGAAAAGGAUUUCUGGUUGGUAGUGAACGCAUCAUCUGGAGAAUGGGAGCAUUGGACUACGACUCGCAAAUAGAUUCACUUAUCGAGCAAGGGUGUCUGGAUGAAGCGAUCAGUCUAAUCAGCAUGCUAGAGGACGCGCUAUUGAGGGAUAAACAGGGCAGGCUUCGGCAAGCGAAGCUGCAGAAGGCAGAGGCUUUAUUUGAUGAAAAAAAAUACCGCGAUUCGCUAGAUCUAUUUACAGAGGCAUGCGCUCCUCCGGAGCUGGUCAUUCGAAAAUAUCCUAGACUUAUUGCUGGGUCACUCUCCAAGUUAGACGAGGAUAAAAGUGACGGAGAAGAGACUGACGCCGAGGAGCAAACGCCUCAGAAUACCAAUGGCACUACGAUUAAUGGCGUGGAGGCUGCAGCAGAAAAUUCACCAAAGAUCAAAACUCCUGCAGGAUACGCUCCGUCAGUGAGAUCAAUUUUGAAAGGGAAAUCCGAUGACGCAAGUGAAACGGGUAGUAUUCGAGGAAAGACUGUAGGAGUAAAAUUUGCGGACAAGCCGUUGCAGGGCAGGGACUUGAAAUCUGCUGCACGCGCUCUCCAGGGAUUUCUGGCAGACAUACGUCGAAGACUUCAACGAUUCCUCAACCCUGAUGGAACCAUCACGACCUUGGCUAUGGAGCUCAACAAUGAGACCGAUGACUUCGCCCGGUCAGUUAGGAACGUACUCGGCCUGUCUCCAUACGAUAAUCCAGAUGAGAUUGCAGUGAAGCUCCGUGAGACGGCCACCCUCGUUGAUACAACUCUAUUCCGUGCCCACAUGUUUGCAACGCCGUCACUGGCCGGUUCCCUCUUCCGCAUCGCCAAUUUCUGCGACCCGGACGUUGUGAUGGAAAAACUCGAAGAAACAGGUCGCUACAAUGAUUUAAUUGACUUCUUAUUUGGCAAAAAGCUACACAGAGCCGCGCUCGAACGACUUCGCAAGUUCGGCCAAGCCGAGAAGGACGAAAAAUUCGCAGCCGCACCUCAGCUCUGUGGCCCCGAACGGACCGUCGCAUAUCUACAAAAUCUCCCGCCGGAAAUGAUUGAUUUGAUCCUCGAGUUUGCUGAGUGGCCUAUGCAGGUCCAGCCACAGCUGGGUAUGGAGAUUUUCUUGGCAGAUACGGAAAAUGCUGAAUCGCUCCAACGGGAUAAGGUUCUGGAGUUUCUGCGAGGCAUUGAUUCGAACCUUGCUAUCCAGUAUCUGGAGCAUAUCAUUGGGGAGUUAAAUGAGAUGUCUCCGGACAUGCAUCAGUGGUUGCUCUCAUUAUAUCUUGAGAGACUCAAGCAAUGGAAAGGGGGUGAUAUUAGUGUUCAGCAGGAGUUUGAAAGUGAGGAUGAGUGGAGGAAGGGUAUGGAAAAGUUCCAGGACAUGUUGAAGAGCAGUGAACAGUAUUCGCCGGCUAGAAUGCUCGACCGGUUACCUAGGAAUGAUCCCGAUUUUUUCGAAGCUCGAGCUAUUAUCUUCAGCAAAAUGGGCCAACACAGGCAAGCUUUAGAAAUUUACGUAUUCAAAUUGGAGGAUCCAGAGAAAGCUGAAGAAUACUGCAACCACAUUCACCGAAGUGAAGAAACUCGAUCUACAAAAACGGACACGGCACAGCGUGUGGCCCCCACAGACCUCGAAGGUGGCCAGCUAUCUAUCUACCAUACCCUCCUUUCUCUUUACCUAUCCCCGCCGCACAACUACAAACCCCAAUAUGGCCCAGCUGUGGAGAUCCUCGCAAAGCACGGCUCUCGGCUCCCCGCUAGCUCCACCCUCGAUCUGAUUCCAGAAAAACUCCCGGUCCACGAGCUAGAAUUCUACUUUCGUGGCCGCAUGCGCGCUGCCAACUCGAUCGCGAAUGAAGGCCGGAUUGUCGCCGCACUGCGCAAAGUGCAAAAUGCCCAUGUCCAGGCUGACCUGCAUCUCGGGCAAGAGACUUUGGCGGGGGAUAAUAAAGGCCGCAAUCGGUUCGUAACUAUCAGUGAGGAGAGGGUCUGCGGCGUUUGCCAUAAACGGUUGGGUGGAAGUGUUAUUAGUGUGUUUCCAAACAAUACGGUCGUUCAUCUUGGUUGUGCUGGUAAAUGGAGUACCGCUGGCGGAUGA
Molecule: messenger RNA, 3204 nt
Organism: Paracoccidioides brasiliensis Pb18
Exons: 5
Coding region: 1-3204 (1067 amino acids)
Biological process (GO): autophagy; intracellular protein transport; endosomal vesicle fusion
Cellular component (GO): fungal-type vacuole membrane; cytoplasm
Molecular function (GO): protein binding
Source: RefSeq, a predicted model, not a curated record